Molecule: messenger RNA, 1315 nt
Organism: Anguilla anguilla (European eel)
Lineage: Eukaryota; Metazoa; Chordata; Actinopteri; Anguilliformes; Anguillidae
Product: erythrocyte band 7 integral membrane protein-like
Exons: 8
Coding region: 217-1104 (295 amino acids)
Cellular component (GO): plasma membrane
Source: RefSeq, a predicted model, not a curated record
CGUCACGUCCCCCGUAUUUUUCUAUCUGAGAACGACUGGCACAAGAGCUGUCGCGUCUGAGCAGAGGCAGUGGUCUUAAGCGCCCACUUUAGCCAGGUAACGGGACCUAGCAUCGCUCGUUAGGAUAAACCCUGUUUUAGGCUCCAUUAAAGCAUAACUAGUUUAGUUAGCUUAUUUGCUAACUUACGUUGGUUGUUCAGCCUUUGCGGGAAAACUAUGGAUGACUCUGAAUCCCGCAAGAUGAGAGCAGAGAGGAGACGGCAGAACCAGGAUGACUCGCCCAGAUAUCAUCAGGGGCAGUAUAUUCCAGCUCUGGAGAACCCGGAGAGCGACAUGGGGAUCUGCGCCUGGUGUCUGAUGGGCUUCUCCGUCCUGCUGGUGCUCGCCACUCUGCCCAUCUCCAUCUGGAUGUGCAUAAAGAUUGUGAAGGAGUACGAGAGGGCCAUUAUCUUUCGGCUUGGACGCAUCCUCAAGGGAGGCGCUAAAGGACCAGGUCUGUUCUUCAUCCUUCCCUGCACUGACAGCUUCAUCAAUGUGGACAUGCGCACCAUCACCUUCGACAUUCCUCCACAGGAAGUGCUGACCAAGGACUCGGUGACGGUGUGCGUGGACGGCGUGGUGUACUACCGCGUGCAGAACGCCACGCUGGCGGUGGCCAACAUCACCAACGCCGACGCCGCCACGCGCCUGCUGGCCCAGACCACACUGCGCAACGUGCUGGGCACCAAGAACCUGGCCGAGAUCCUGUCGGACCGCGAGGAGAUCGCCCACAGCAUGCAGUCCACCCUGGAUGACGCCACAGAUGACUGGGGCAUUAAGGUGGAGCGGGUGGAGAUCAAGGAUGUGAAGCUUCCUCUGCAGCUUCAGAGAGCCAUGGCGGCUGAAGCAGAGGCGUCUCGCGAAGCUCGCGCUAAGGUGAUCGCGGCGGAGGGCGAGAUGAACGCCUCGCGGGCGCUGAAGGAGGCGUCCAUGGUGAUCGCGGAGUCGCCGUCCGCCCUGCAGCUGCGCUACCUGCAGACGCUCAACACCAUCGCCGCCGAGAAGAACUCCACCAUCAUCUUCCCGCUGCCCAUCGACAUGAUCCAGGGCUUCUUGAAGCAGUGAGCCGCGAAACCGCGAGCCGCGGGAGCACCACCUGCCCGCGGCCCGCGGCCCGGAGGCGGGGCUUCGCGGGGCCCCGGCCGUCGACGCGGGAUCGGCGGGAGCGCGCCUCCUGUGUUUCGAAAGCAUGCUCUGGGUAGUUACGGAAGCGUUUGUUUUUUCGGUUGGUUUGAGGUGUCUCGCUUACAUUUUAUUUGGAGGCUUUGAAAGCGCC